AGUCCAUUGUGUCUUCAGCAGAAAUAAAAUUGACAGACAUAAAAUACCUGUGGCCACAAAAGAAACUUUCAUCGCAUUUUAUUGCGUAAUUGUGUUUUUCGAAGGACAAUUGUACUGAGGAACGGUAGCUUUGCAAGAAGAAGUUUUUUUCUCACAUGGCUUGUAGCACAAAAAGGCUGGGUUCAGAAUUGAUGGCCGUUCAGGUCAGGUAUUUACAGCGUCAUGUUAAGGAAGGGUUUAAAAAAACGUGAAAUAGAGGGAAGGGUCGCCUGGAAUCCAUUAAGAAGACCGUGACGAGAGAAUUUCCAGUAGUACAAUGUGCUGGUGUUCACGUGCAAUGUAUAUGAAGACAACCAUGGCUGUGAAACCCGAAUGGGUGAUAGUAAAGUUGCAAGUUGUUUCCUGUUCUCGAAUUCGCGCACAGCCAGAUGGAAUCGUUUUCCUUUUCAACUUCAUGAAAGGAUUAAGCUCUUUUGGCGGAAUUCUUCCCUACCUGGAGCACCGGAGUUCUUUAUUUAACAGGAAACCACUGCAGAUUGCGGCCUGUGCCACAGAAUCUUCUGUCAUCAAUUGCGUGGACAAGCAGACUGUCAUCUGGAAGAAAGCGAAGGAGUUGAUGACAUAAAAUUUAAACCACCGUGAAAUGGAUAAGGAGCCGCCUGAUCAGCCCAUGAAAAGUUGUAUUGAAAUAAUCUAGUAAUUGAAUUAUAGCUGUACUGCCUUUGCAGUGGGUUUACUGAACCGGAUGCAGAAACACCGUACUUUCUCACUUGCAAGGAUCGGCCGAUGGCCAUCCAAGCAACAUGAAUCAAGUUUCACCUGUUUGUCGAUUGGUGCUGCCAUGAAACACUCACGAGGUGGAAGAAGCUAUUGUCUUUCGCUGAUGUUGCUUGUUUUCAUCAUUUUGAACUCUCUGUGGAUCAUGACUGCUGGAGCUGCUCCAGUCACGGCCGUAUCCAUCCACACUGAGAAUGAUGUUGCAUCACGCACUCCUUUAAGUCGCUGCCCUGCCAUCUUCAACCCCAUCUUUAUGAUUGCUAAUAGCAACGUAAGUGGUGUUAGUAACUCCGCUAAAGGUAGUCCAAUCGGCCGAUCGAAAGCAACGCAAUCGCAGUCAUCGUCGCCAUCAUGUCGUAACUUUCUGAAAACGCGUUUUGGAACUUUAACGACGCCAGGCUUUCCAUCAGCCUUUCCCUUGCCAUGCACAUGCAGUUGGAUAAUCGAUGCGACAGGAUUCGAAUCGGACUCUUUCAUCAGCCUCUACCUCACACAAAUGUAUCUAACUCGUGGCGUCAAAGCUGUCCAGUAUUCGUUCCGUAACGAGACUCACGCCGUUGGUCGCAAGGAGCUGGACGAAUUGCACGCACAUCGCCCUCGCCCCUAUUCAGUCUACAGGAUUAAAGCACGAUACCUGGAAGUGCAGGUGAACUUGGACGAGCUGGUGAACGCUAACUUGCGCGUUGAGCGCCGGCUGAUGGACGUUUAUGGCUUCAAUAUUACGUACGAGAUUCAACCGAACGGUUCGCGUAUCCGCUCCGACACGUGCAACGUCGUCAACUGUACCUUUAACGGCCAUUGUUAUGCUAAUCACAAUUACAGCCAGUUCCAGUGUUCGUGUCUACCAAAUUUCUCGGGCAAGUACUGCCAGCACGGUCCCGAAUGCAACCCGGAAAAAGGCAUCAACGUCUGUAAAAAUGGCGGCGUUUGCGGGUAUCGCAUUGGCAUCUCGGUCGUUCGUUGCAACUGCCUGCCCAAUUACAACGGAAGCCUAUGCGAGUUUCGACGUGAAUUCAUUCCAGCUAAAGAAUGCCUUUCCAAAUUCCGAUUGAGUUGCAGUCACCACUGCGUCGUUACUGACAAGGGUAUAGCCACUUGCCGCUGCCCGCAGAAUCAAGCCCUGAGAUCUGAUAACUCUACGUGUUACGCAUUGGUGCCACUGAGAGUCCUGGGACAAGUCGAACUGGAAAGGCCAAACAGCUUCAAUGACACGCAUUUGGUUGACGGAGUCACAGCCGCGAUAAGGAAAAUGGCAGAAGAAUUUACAGCUUUUAAGCUAGCAGUUGGUUCCGUCAGUUUGUUUGAGCCCAACUCUAAUAAACUUCAGUUCAUAUUAUGGAAUUCUGAGAAAUACAACAUGAACUGGACAAAUGCAGUAGUAUUUCACGGUUCGAUGACGGAUGCCAGCAGAAACAGCUCCUCGUUGAUUCUGAAUAAAUCAUCUUCGGGCCUCGGGUUUCCCUGGAACACUGGCAAGAAAAAGAUGACAAGGGAUGAAGACCUUUAUAUUCCACAGCAAUGGAAUAAUUCCUACACGUCCUUCGUUCACCAAAUUAACUCCAGGGCUUGGAAGGUGCAAGGUGAAACAAUCGCUAUCCGGAACAUCAGCGUCAUCCAAGUUCCAGCUUUGAUUAUCGAGUGGGUGAAAUUGGAUGUCAAAGGUCAGGUUCGUGAAGGCUAUCCUUUCACAGUGGCAUGCAACGCCAACGGUUCGGGCAAGAAAGAUUUGAAAAUAAGCUGGUAUAAGGAUGGCCACCCGAUAGACGAUUCACUUGCACUUCUACGCAACGUGUCCAUUUUUGUUCAUCAACAACGAGAUCUGCGUGGAUUUUUCACGCUCUACUUGGAAGUGAAACAUGCAUCAUUAUUCGACCGUGGUGAAUUUGAAUGUCGGGCCAUGGACUGGGGCCAGACCGUCAGCAAGAGUGUCUUUCUCGAUGUCAUUACUCCACCGAUCCUCGAUCUGAUGCCCAUCAAUCCUGUUGUUCUUCCGGGUACGGCAGUGAAUUUGACGUGCCGGGACGAGAACCAUCUGGCGCGACGUACAACCACCAAGUAUGUCUGGUUGAAAAAUGGCCAGCUCAUCAAAUCGUCGUGCGAAGAAAUCAUCGAAGACUUGACACCAGUCGGCAGUUUGUUGAAAAUCACUUCGAUUCAGCUUAGCACCAAUUACACAUGCCGAGGGGAAAAUGGAACAAAAAUGGCCAACAAGACUACGCAAAUUUUUGUAGCUGACCAAGAAAGAUCCUGUCCUCAACAGAGAAGCCAUGGCGUUGAAUGGCUUAGGACGGCUGUUGACAUCACCAAUUACCAGUUCUGUCCUGCUGGAUAUGUCGGCGUGGCCAAGAGACAUUGUUUCGCUGUAAAAGAAUUGCCAGACGACAAUGGAGAGACGCAUCCAGCAAUACGACUUUUCUGGGGAGAGCCAGAUUUUUCCAAUUGCAGCGAUCGGGAGCUUACUGAACUAUAUCAGCAGCUGAAGUUGAUCACUUUGGGCUAUGUCGUCACCGACCUUCCGUCCAUUGUCAAUAAGUUCGCCGAUUUCAUCGAAUGGAAGCUGGAAGGUAUCGCCGAAUCCAAUCGGUUCACCAACUCGAGAAAGGCUACAGACGAAGAAGCCACCCCAUUCCCUUAUUUGCCUGGGGAAGGAAACAUGUUGUUGGAAAUGGCGGUCAGCAUUGAGGCUUUGCUUUGGAGAAGGACGGAAGUCUUACCACAUUCCUUUUGGAAUUCGACGGCUGUCCGUUAUUUAUACGCUCUUGAUGCGCUCUUGUCCAUGCCCCAUGAUAUUUUCCAUUUGAUUGGUGAGUUGCCGAUCUUGCAUUUGAUUCAAAAUCAUCUCACUCUUCUAGGCAUCAAUCCCAAAGGCGAAUACCUUCUUGGUAGUAUUAAACCGCAUUUACUGAAGAACAGCGACUUUGACGUCGACAACGAUAGGAAACAGUUUAAAUACAAAGGACAAUUGCCAGUUUUGCCAAGCCAAACGGGAUUCAAAAACCUUAGCCAACUGGCACCUGCCCAGUUCUUUCUCAAUAAACCAAACGGGUACAACAUUUCGAUUGAUUUUCAUUCGAUAGAACAACUGCAAAUCAAAGGAGGUGAAUAUAUUUGCGCCCUGCUGCUGCUCCAACCAACGAACCAUUCUCGAGAAUGGGACAUGGAUUCUUGUUCCAUCGAACGGUUGAUCUAUCCGGUCGAUUUCCGUUGCCAUUGUGCCCAUCAAGGAACUGUAGUUCUAAUCUACGCCGUAAGAGAUAUUGAGGAGACAGAGAAUUCGGCGAUUGACUUGUGGAAAGUCAUUUACUUUGUAGCUUCAGUUAGCCAUUUAGCUGUCGUUUUUGGUCUCUUGACUUUAUGUACAAUGUGGUACCAACGGCGCUGCGUGUGGUUAUGGUUUCAAAUCCAAGUGGGAGUUUCACUUUUGCCGCCAUCGUCCGUUUACUUCUUGCAAACUGCCACAGUCGUAACCAAUCGUUUUUGGUCCAGUCUACUGACUGCUGCGACAUAUCAAUAUGCAACCACCGUAUGGGCCAUGAUUAUGUAUUUGAACAUGAAUGCCACCAGGAAUCCUACAGAACAGGCGACGAUGGUAAAACCAAGUCAGAGUAAUAUCAGACUAGUCGGUUUGUCGUUAGGCGUUCCCUUGACGUUAUCUGGAGUCCAGAUUCUCAUCGAGGAAUUCUCAGUUGAUGCGCCGUUCAUCACCUGGUUUUCCCAGCUCACCUCUUUCUCUGGGAUCUUUUUCUCGUUGGUUUAUUGUACUUUAUUUUUCACCGUCAUUUCGCUCUACGUCACAUCAAGAAGGGAAUCGGGUGAUUCGUCUGAAAAGUCCAAGACUUGCACGGAGGACGUAACUCAUCUGAUGGGCAACAUGUACCUACAGAUUCCGUGCCACAUUUGUUUUGAUAACCAAGUUAAUAGGUUUCAUUUUAGUCGCCACAGUCAUUGUUGUCCGAUGCUCGCUCUGCUAGGCGUCAUGGUCACGGGAUCUACGUUGUGCCGCUUCCACUGGCUGUCACUUAACACCCACUGUAUUGCCGCAUCCUUACAUCUGCUAGCUGUCUUGUUGGCGGUCCAUUUGAUGUUAAAUUUUAGCAGUACAAAAUUUGUCUGCCUUUAUUGGGGUUUUUGGCGUCGGAAUAUGUUGCCUCAAGGUGAAACGAUGAGUGAGUUGUUGAAUGCAACAGCAAUGGUCGAGAGCCCCCAGCGAAAAACCAUGCUGACGACAGACCAACAUCCUUUACAAGGAUUAGAAAGGUCUGCGUUGGCCAGACGGAUAAGUCACCAUUGCCUGAACGAUACACCAUUUCCAGUGCGUAAUAGGAACAGAAGAUUUUACCGAUCAAGUCCGGCCUCGUCUCCUUUGCUGCAAAGAGCGGGUCUCGGUCCUGACGUAUUGCGAGCGCUUAACUUGGAACAAGAAUCUACCCACAAAUUGCUUGACAGUAGUUUAACAGCCCUUCAAUCUGCCGUUUCGCCAAUCGAGCAAAUCAGUGGAUCAGAGGAUCUAACAAAGUUUAAUAGAAGUCGAUUAAACUCCACGUCAUCCGACGGCAUGCAACAAGACGACCUGGAUUCGGGAUUUGGGCCCAGUGGUGAAGGAGGAAGUCAAAAAAUGGAUGGAUUGGAUAAAUACUCUGAUGCUUGGCAGCUCUUGAGGAGAAUUAGACGGAAGUUGAAGAAACUCAAAUUCCAUUCUCGGGAGAGCACCAGCGAUAGAGGUUCCUUCCGCUCAUCCCAGAGCACUGCAAGCACGGUCACGACUGCUGAACUGAUCGGCGAACAAGACAGCAGUUUUAUACCACAGGAGAUGGAUAUUCAAGUUCGAGGAGCUGAACAACUAAAAUGCUUGGUGACUUUUGACAGAUUACGACCAUUCAGACCUCGAUGGUCUGAACACUACGGCCAGGAAAACGAAAGAAAUUCCAGCGAAAUCGACCAUCUACCCUUAAAGAGCAAACCUUUUCGAGGCCGCUGUUUCAUUAAUUGCUCAUCAGAGAAAACUGGGUCUAACAUUAUUACACGACACUUAUGUCAGAGCAUUGGCACCGACGACAGAGCAAUAGUGCCGUUGCAAGCUCUGAACGACUGUGGCGAUUAUCGCUUACAUAACGUAGAGGUUCCAUUUGACCAACCUUGUCUUAACCAUUCAGUUCAGAUUGGAGCUGGACCAAUGAUCGUUCAUGCCGUCGUCGAAAGUCACCCGAAGCUAAUGGACAAAGAAGUUUGCGAAUAUUUGAAAAUGGACCCGGCUGGGAGUCUUGCCAUCGAUCAGCAAAGAGUCAAAUGGCUUCAGGUGUACUAUAACACCGUAGUCGAAUCUGCGUCCCAAAGUAUUAAGACUGGUGAUUCUAAGUACAUCAGCAAACGUCGGCUGGUGGACCCCUUAAAAAGAAAUUUAGAUGUUUCGUCGACUUUACUGCGCAUUAAGAAAAUUGACGGAGGACGAAUCGUCAAAAGGAAACGCUUUUCAUUCCGCAAUGUCGCACAUCCCACUCGCCAAAGUGAACCACGUGAAACUGGGUAGCCUAAUUAUUUAUCCUGCACAGCUGACAGAUUCUCUGUUAGAGACCAACUGUUCUUCGUAUUGAAUUAGCUUACCAUUUGAGUAAAUUAUUGCAUUAUCCAAAGUAAACAUCUAUUUUUAUAAAUUCACAAAACUUUAUACACAAACGCUUAUUUCAUUGAACGGCUCCCGAACGACGAUUAAACACGCUAGUCAAGUUUUCUGAAAAAACUGUAAAAAAAUUGCCUCGUGUAGCAGUUGACACUCUAAAAAAGAAUCAGAAUUACGUCCACCUUAUUCCCUAUUUAUCCCCAUUGUUUCCUUUUUUUUUGUCUUUACUUUUAUUCUGUUCAAUAUCUACCUCAAGUAUACAGCUUUAGAAAGCUGCCUGGUUUCCACUAAGCGUAAAGAGGUUCUUUAGCUACCAGAGAUCUACCGAUACCAGGUAAUUUUCUAAAGCUCUAUAAACAUGAUUUUUCACAAACUGAAGUGUGUUUUCUGUUUUUAUGGUUUUUUAUU
This is a messenger RNA of Daphnia carinata, 6802 nucleotides long. RefSeq lists its product as uncharacterized. The coding region runs from base 746 to 6304 and encodes 1852 amino acids. The record is from RefSeq and is a predicted model, not a curated record. Gene Ontology annotation, molecular function: G protein-coupled receptor activity. The transcript has 23 exons. Lineage: Eukaryota; Metazoa; Arthropoda; Branchiopoda; Diplostraca; Daphniidae. Gene Ontology annotation, cellular component: membrane.